UUUUUUUCCUUUUUUUUCUUUCUUUUCUAUUCUUUUUCUUUUUGAACACAUUACAACAUAAUUAAUCAUUGUAUCAGCAACACUAGUAGCAACAAGAACUACCACGAGUCAUACAAUAGAAACGAACAGCAGAACAAUUUUUUUACCAUGUCCAUGACAGAAUACAAGCUGAAAAGGGAUGCUUGCCGGCCCAAAGUCUUGGAUAAGUACGACAUUAUAGGUUUUAUCAGUUCUGGUACUUAUGGUCGAGUUUACAAGGCGAAAUCAAAAAACAAAGACGAUACUCGGGAGUUUGCUAUUAAAAAGUUCAAACCUGAUCGGGAAGGCGAUACUCAUCAUUAUGUUGGUAUAUCACAAUCGGCUUGUCGUGAAAUAGCGCUUUGUCGUGAACUUAAUCAUCCUAAUGUUGUUGGACUUGAAGAAGUACUUUUAGAAGACAAGGCGAUCUUCAUGGUAUUUGAAUAUGCUGAACAUGAUUUUUUGCAAAUCAUUCAUCAUCAUUUACAUACUGAACGAAAACCAAUUCAAGAAGUUAUUGUCAAAUCUAUUUUAUGGCAACUGAUUAACGGUGUCGCCUACUUACAUGCCAACUGGGUACUUCAUCGUGAUUUAAAGCCUGCAAAUGUAUUAUUAACAAGUGAAGGCAUUGUAAAGACAGGUGAUCUUGGAUUAGCUCGAUUAUUCAACAAACCUCCUCAACCAUUAUUCAACGGUGAUAAAGUGGUGGUAACUAUAUGGUACAGAGCACCUGAAUUAUUAUUUGGAUCAAGACAUUAUACAAAAGCGGUGGAUAUGUGGGCUGUAGGAUGUAUUUUUGGUGAAUUAUUGGCACUGAAACCAAUCUUUAAAGGGGAUGAAGCAAAGAUGGACAACAAGAAAACAGUUCCUUUUCAGCGAAGUCAACUAUCAAAAAUAUUCGAAAUUUUGGGCACACCAGGAAAAGAUCGAUGGCCUACUAUAGAUCAAUUACCAGAUUAUAAUCAUCUCAGCUCUUUUCCACAAUGUCCAAACAAUUUGAAGCAAGCAUACCAAAUGAUGCCUGGUGUGAAAACUGAAUCUGGAUUCAAUUUAUUAUCUUCUCUUUUGGAAUAUGACCCAGCGAAAAGGAUAUCAGCGGAAAAAGCACUAAGUCAUCCUUACUUUCAAGAAGAACCAAAGCCAGUAAUGAAUGUAUUGGUACAACAAAAUGUUGAAUAUCCAUUAAGGCGUAUUACUCAAGAAGAUAAUGAUAUCAAAUCAACGAAAAGUAGCAUGACCAAGGAUGACCAUUCUGCAAGACCAGCGAAAAAGGCUAGAAAUGCAUAAUAGAAUAGAAAAGAAUAGUUAUCAAAUAGUGU
Messenger RNA from Halteromyces radiatus, 1337 nucleotides. Its product is annotated as kinase-like domain-containing protein. The transcript is spliced from 9 exons. Gene Ontology annotation, molecular function: ATP binding; RNA polymerase II CTD heptapeptide repeat kinase activity; cyclin-dependent protein serine/threonine kinase activity. Gene Ontology annotation, biological process: protein phosphorylation. Gene Ontology annotation, cellular component: mediator complex; nucleus. NCBI's taxonomy places the organism in Eukaryota, Fungi, Mucoromycota, Mucoromycetes, Mucorales, Cunninghamellaceae. The record is from RefSeq and is a predicted model, not a curated record. Bases 148 to 1305 code for a protein of 385 amino acids.